Molecule: messenger RNA, 244 nt
Organism: Phyllotreta striolata
Lineage: Eukaryota; Metazoa; Arthropoda; Insecta; Coleoptera; Chrysomelidae
Source: the annotation of a GenBank genome assembly
AUGGCGAAGUUAACGAUGUUCUGUUUGUUGGUCAUUCUGGUCGCUCUACCCGGCUACAUAUCGUCCGCGCCGGUGGCGAAUCCGAACAUUCUGCCCAUCGGGUUCCACAGUUUCGACUGGUUCCCUCAUCACCACCUCCAUUUGUGGCGCCUUCUACCCCAUCACAUAUUCGGCCACCACCACGGCCACGCCUACCACCAUUGGAACUACUAACGAGUACAUUUCCUAAAUGAUUUCGAUUGUU